This is a messenger RNA of Tribolium madens (black flour beetle), 2060 nucleotides long. Its product is annotated as alkylated DNA repair protein alkB homolog 8. The record is from RefSeq and is a predicted model, not a curated record. Bases 300 to 2036 code for a protein of 578 amino acids. NCBI's taxonomy places the organism in Eukaryota, Metazoa, Arthropoda, Insecta, Coleoptera, Tenebrionidae. Gene Ontology annotation, biological process: tRNA wobble uridine modification. The transcript has 3 exons. Gene Ontology annotation, cellular component: cytoplasm; nucleus. Gene Ontology annotation, molecular function: tRNA binding; S-adenosylmethionine-dependent methyltransferase activity.
UUUUGUGCUAAAAAAAGUUUUCCAUAUUAAAAAAAAUCGUUAUAAACAAAAUUCCUUUUUUGUUAUAAUUAACAAUUUAAAAUUGAACGUAUGCAACCAAGAAAACACUAGUGCUAAUAGCAUUGCAAAACCCAAACCAUGCUUAAAUAUUUAAUUAAUAAUAAAUAAAACACAUCAAUAAGAUAAAGAUAUUGUGAUUUAACACAGGACAAUCUUUAAAAUUUUAUCAGUAUUACUAUAAUAUGUUAGGGCAAGAUCCUUGAAAUUUUAAUACACCUUAACCUCACUUUGCUCCAAAAAUGGAAUCCAACAAUUCUCGCAAAAAGCUCAUUAGAAAACUACGAAAACACCAACACACAGUUAGUAAGGAAACUGGGGUCACCUGUUCCGAGAACCCCACUCGGAACCUUGCAAUUUGCAAUACCGGCCAAAUUAAUGGCUUAACUGAGGAAACAAUCGUAGAACACUUCCAGAAAUAUGGCCCCCUUGAUCGCAUUUUACUAAUUCCGGGAAAAUCAUGCGCAUUUCUGAGUUACAAAGACAUCUCAAGUGCCUCAGCGGCAUUUGAGGUUGUUAACGGUAAUCUGAAUAUAGCGCAAGACGGAAAGCCGAUUUUUUUGAGUUUCGUUGAGGCUUUUCCGGAGAUACCGGAGGAAAAAGUUUGGGGGCGCCACCCGCCGGGUUUGACAAUAAUUGAGUGUUUUGUUAGUGAGGAGGAGGAGGCGAAAUUGUUGUCUUUGUGUCAGUUUGAGGAUGGUGGAAAUAUGAAACACAGACAAGUGAAACACUACGGUUAUGAGUUUCGAUACGAUAUUAACAAUGUCGAUAAAGAUAAGCCGUUAAAAGAGGGAAUUCCGCAAGAGUGCGAUUUUUUAUGGGGGCGUCUUCCUUUUGACUUCCGCCCCGACCAAUUAACAAUCAAUCGUUACAAGCCAGGACAGGGGAUUCCCUCGCAUAUAGACACCCACAGCGCUUUCGAAGACCCCAUUCUGUCUUUAAGUCUCAAUUCCGACGUUGUGAUGGAAUUCAAAAAGGACGAAACGAUUUGUGUCCUUUUACCCCGACGCUCUCUGCUGGUAAUGUCAGGGGAGAGUCGGUACGAAUGGACGCAUGGGAUUGUACCCCGAACUUAUGAUUUCUACAACAACCAAGAGGGUUGUUGCAGUUUCAAACGCGGAAUUAGGGUCUCUUUCACCUUCAGGAAAGUCAGAAAAGGGGGCUGUGAUUGCAAAUACAAACUUCAAUGCGAUUCUCAUAAUACUAAAAUCAAGAGCGAUUUAUUAGCCCAUAAGUUGGAAAAUCAACACGUCCAUGGGGUUUAUGAGGAGAUUGCCCCCCAUUUCAGCGAAACUAGACACACCCCGUGGCCAAAUGUCCUCAAUUUUGUGCAAAAACUCCCAAUGGGGGCUGUUUUGUUAGACGUGGGGUGCGGCAACGGCAAGUAUUUUGGCCACAACAGCCACAUCGUGGAGUUGGGAACCGAUCGCAGUUUCAAACUCAACGACUUGUGCAAGGACCUUGGUUUUGAGGUCUUCACCGGAAAUUGCCUCAACCUCCCCCUCAAAGACUCCUCAGCUGAUGCUGUUAUUAGUAUUGCGGUAAUCCACCACUUGUCAACCCCCGAACGCCGCUUGAAAGCCCUCAAGGAAAUAGCCCGGGUGCUCCGGGUGGGGGGCGAAGCCCUUAUCUACGUUUGGGCGAAACAACAAAUCAAAAACGACGAAAAGUCAACUUACAUGAAACAAGACCGGAAAACUCGAAAAAAGGAAGUUGUCGGGAGUGUUACCACGGAGGAAGUUUGUGUUGGGGAAGGUGUGACUUUACCGGUGCACACCAACAGGGCUAAUUUCGCUCACAGUGAUGUUUUGGUGCCUUGGAAGUUGAAAGGGGAGGAGAAAUCGAGGACUUUUUUGCGGUUUUAUCACGUUUUUGAAGAGGGGGAGCUUGAGAAAUUAUGUAAAAAAAUUGAGAAUGUUUCUAUUGUGAAAAGUUAUUAUGAUCAAGGGAAUUAUUGUGUAGAGUUUGUGAAGAAAUAAAGUUGGGUCAUUGUGGGUUGCCUA